Ruditapes philippinarum (Manila clam) is the source of this 800-nucleotide messenger RNA. RefSeq lists its product as uncharacterized. The coding region runs from base 174 to 743 and encodes 189 amino acids. The transcript has 5 exons. The record is from RefSeq and is a predicted model, not a curated record. NCBI's taxonomy places the organism in Eukaryota, Metazoa, Mollusca, Bivalvia, Venerida, Veneridae.
ACAAACAGCUGGUAUAACUUUUUACGUACGUAGGCCGUCCUUUCCGACAAAAAGCUGGUAUGUCUCUAUAAAUAUGCAACCAUUUCCCUUAUACUUUAUCUUGUGAUUUGCUUUAUACCAAGGGCAUCUUUCUGUUGGCUAUUUAAUACAUUUACUGCAGUGACAAAAGAACAAUGGGAAAGUUUCUGAUAACAUUUUUGCUGUUUGUAUUGAUAAUAGUGUUUAUAAAAGCAUCGAAAUCGAAGCCGAAUAGUGGUGAAACAAAUAAAAAUAAAUCUGCAAGUUCAAAAUCAAGAAGUUUCUCGGAUGGGAAAGGAAAGAAAAAUGAAUCUGCAAGUUCAAAAUCAAGAAGUUUCUCGGAUGGGAUAGGAAAGAAAAAUGAAUCUGCAAGUUCAGAAUCAAGAAGUUUCUCGAAAAAGAAAGGAAAGGGAAACGGCAGAUGUAAUGACCACGAACAGUGUCCUGAUGGCUAUGCAUGCUUAUUGGCAGAGGGGAAAAAAGUGAAGAAAUGCCUUCAGUGUAAUUGUUCGGAGACAAGCCAAUGUUAUCUUGAAAGGGAAACGACGUUCUGCAAUUGCUCAGGAACUGGGUUCACAGGACAAUAUUGUGAAACAAGUGAAUGUGAUAUAAUUUGCUUAGAAUUUAAAUUUCUUUUAAAAGAAAAAAACUUCAGCCUUUCAAUUUGCUUUAGUCUUUGUUUUUCCAUAACAAGAUUCUUAUGUAUUGAUUGUAUAUUUAACUGACAUGCUAACUUACUUUUAAGAUAUUAUUCAUUUUUCAACCGAGACAUAUUUUUAAAA